Apus apus (common swift) is the source of this 3436-nucleotide messenger RNA. RefSeq names its product dihydrouridine synthase 2 (gene DUS2). NCBI's taxonomy places the organism in Eukaryota, Metazoa, Chordata, Aves, Apodiformes, Apodidae. Gene Ontology annotation, biological process: tRNA dihydrouridine synthesis. Gene Ontology annotation, molecular function: tRNA dihydrouridine synthase activity; flavin adenine dinucleotide binding; tRNA binding. Bases 7 to 1476 code for a protein of 489 amino acids. The transcript is spliced from 15 exons. The record is from RefSeq and is a predicted model, not a curated record. Gene Ontology annotation, cellular component: cytoplasm.
ACCGGAAUGACGGUGUACACGCCUCUGUGCUUCAGAGGAAAGAAGAUCCUGGCUCCCAUGGUGCGAGUGGGAACGUUACCCAUGCGUCUUCUGGCUCUGGACUACGGUGCUGAUAUCGUGUACUGCGAGGAGCUAAUUGACAUAAAGAUGCUACAGUGUAAGAGGGUUGUAAAUGAAAUACUAGACACAGUGGACUUCGUUGCGCCUAAUGACAGAGUUGUUUUCAGAACCUGUGAAAGGGAGAGGCACCAUGUUGUCUUUCAAAUGGGGUCAGCAGAUGCUGAAAGAGCCCUGGCAGUAGCUAAACUUGUAGAAAGUGAUGUAGCUGGUAUUGAUAUCAACAUGGGAUGCCCAAAAGAAUACUCUACUAAGGGAGGUAUGGGAGCAGCACUGCUGUCUGAUCCUGACAAAAUAGAGUCUAUACUGACUACCCUUGUUAAAGGAAUUUGUAAACCAGUAACCUGCAAAAUCCGCAUUUUGCCCUCAGUUGAGGAUACAGUGAAUCUGGUAAAGAGAAUAGAAAGGACUGGUAUUGCUGCCAUUGCAGUCCAUGGAAGGAAGAAGGAGGAGAGGCCUCAGCACCCUGUCCACUGUGAUGUGAUCAAAGCCAUAUCUGAAGCAGUCUCCAUUCCAGUAAUAGCAAAUGGAGGAUCUCAUGACUUCAUCAAAGAAUACACAGACAUUGAGACCUUCCGGAAAGCAACAGCUGCCUCUUCAGUCAUGAUAGCUCGUGCUGCCAUGUGGAACCCAUCUAUCUUCAGAAAAGAGGGUCUUUUUCCUUUGAAGGAAGUCAUGCAAGACUACAUCAAAUAUGCAGUGAGGUAUGAUAAUCACUACACCAACACAAAAUACUGUUUGUGUCAGAUGUUAAGAGAACAGCUGGAAACUACUCAGGGUAAGAAGCUGCAUGCUGCACAGUCCACGCAGGAUAUCUGUGAAGUCUUUGAAAUGGCUGAGUUCUAUGAAGAAACAACAGCUAUUUUUGAAGCAAAGAAAACAUCUUUAGAAACUGAGACACAAGAAGAUGAUGAAGUGGAAGAUCCAGAUGUAAUAAAAAUGGCUGUUAGAUUUGACAAGCGAGAAUAUCCACCACAGAUUACUCCAAAAAUGUAUCUUCUGGAAUGGUGUAGGAAAGAAAAGCAUCCUCAGCCUGUUUAUGAAACUGUUCAGAGACCACUGGAUAGAUUAUUCUGUUCAGUAGUGACUGUAGCUGAGCAAAAGUACAGAUCUUCUCUGUGGGACAAGUCAAAGAAACUAGCAGAGCAGGCUGCAGCUAUUGUCUGUCUGAGAACAUUGGGUGUCCCAGAGGGAAAGCUGUGUGAGGGAGAAAAUCACCUUAUUAAUAAACGCAAGAGGGAAGACCGAGCGUGCUUGAAUAACAGAGACCAUGGAGAAGAUGCUGCUGAGCCUUCCCUUAAAAAAGCUAAUUUUCUUGAGGAAGCUUCAGACAUGAAUGUGCCUAAGAUGCCACGAUAGCAUGGAAAUUGGAGGUUUCCUGCCUAUGCAGUCACAGAUUAGCUCCUGUUUGUAUAUCUUGCUGUUCACAUUUCAUUUGGAUUCUCUCAGAGACGGAUAAAUUCCCCAGUUGUGAAAACUGCCAAUGAGAUGUUUACUGUUCUCCACUCACUGUCCCUAUGGUGCCUUUCAGACAGGAUAAAUCAGCAACUUGAUUUUAAAGAACAUGGAGAAGAUUAUCCCAAAUAAUAAAUUUUUAAAAAAAUCAGGUAUUUUCAAAGCAAUUUUGUCAUUUGUUUUAUUACUUGUUUUCUUUUAAGAGGUUUACAGUGUGUUAGUGAGAGGUGUAUGACUGCAUAAUCCAUAAGCAGAUGGAUUCAUUAUGGAACUAUGUAGAUAAUCAGAAAAAUUAAUACAGGGAAGUAUUAGUAGCCUAUGAAAUAGGGAAGUACGGUUUUGUCAAACAAAUUUCAUGCGUAUCUUGCAAGCUUAAUUUAUACCUGUCAUACAUUGAGAACAAGGUUUUGCAGAGAGGACUUAACAGUUACAACAGUAAGCAUGAAAAUAACAUUUGUCAUUUCUACUACGUUUUACCCCUCAGAAGUAAGACAGUAGAGUUAACUAUUCUUUCCUGGUCUUUUAUACUACACUUGUGCCUUUCCAAUGAGGAUCUGGAGCCAAGCCUUGUAGCCAUAAAUUUGUUGAAUGAAGGCACUUGGAGCUGUUUUGUUCUUUUGAACCUGGAAGCUGUACUAAAUAUCCACAUGUAUAUUGCUUGCAAUAAUGGGCAUCCGAAUAUGACCUUGUAUGUUCUUGAAAUGUGACCUGUCUGCCUCAUUAUUUAGCUGUUAGUGAUACUGGUGGCCUUAAUCGAAGGCACGUGUUCUCUUCUUAAUUUGCCAUCAUCAUGACUUCCUCUUGAAGUAAACUGUAGGUACAUGUUACAAGCCAAGAGAGGAUGCAGGCCCAGUCUGAUUACAUGGUAAUCCAGCUGAACUCAUCUGAUUUAGAUUUUUGAAUUCCCAAAAUAAUGCCUUCAUGGAUUAAGAGAAUUCAGGGGUUUCAGUUAUUAAUGGUUUAUUGAAAUGGUUGUUUGAUUUUCCUCAACAAGGUUGAGGGGUCUUCAGAUUAUCAGCUCUGGUCUGAAAACAAAAUAACAUCAAGCCAUGAUCUCUAAAGUAUUUUGUAUAAGGAACAGGAAUAUAAUUAAUUUCUUUGUAGUUCAUAGUCUUCCUGUAUAAAAUUUUGAGUCUUUUUCCUCAAGUGCCAGCAUUAAACCAUUCUACAAUGGAAGAACAAUAUCUCACCAGAUAAUCUUCAUACUUGUGAAAUUAAAUAGAUGGUUAUUAAUAUUUAAAAUAUGUGCUGAGUAAUUUUUAGUAAAUCUAUACAUUUUAAGUAAUCUUCUUGCUCAUUUUGUACAUUGCACUAAAAGCAGUUAAAUAUACAUAGAUUUGAUACAACUUUGCUGCUAGAAUUUUACUCCUAAGCAGCAAAGGAAUUUGCAGUAUUAAUCAGUUCAGAAGUAGCCACUUUCCUAUUGUGAUUGGUAUCUAAGUGUCAGGAUUGUUUGGAGCCAUCAUGGAAUAACAGAACAAUUAAUUCCUGGGCUUUCAAGUUCUAAUCAUAGAUCAUAGAAUGUUUGAGCUUGGAAGGGACCUCUGGAGAUCAUCUGGUCCAACCCUGUGCUCCAAGCAGGGUCAACUAGAGCAAGUUUCCCAGGACUGUCUUGCUGGGUUUUGUGUAUCUCCAAGGAUUGAGGCUCCAUGGCCUUUCUUGCCAACAUGUUUUGUUGUUUGAUUACCCUUACAGUAAAAAAAAGUUGUUUUUUUUUUCCUUGUUGUAUCUACAAGGAAUAUCCUGUGUUUCAGUCUAUGCCCAUUGUGUCUUGUCCUGCUACUUAGAAGAAUCUGGCUUCAUCUCUUGUCAUGGUUGUCCAUCUUAAGUUAAAAUUGAAUCUUUGAAUAAACCCCAGUUAUUA